Macroventuria anomochaeta is the source of this 2359-nucleotide messenger RNA. RefSeq names its product ATP-dependent RNA helicase MRH4, mitochondrial. Gene Ontology annotation, molecular function: ATP binding; nucleic acid binding. Lineage: Eukaryota; Fungi; Ascomycota; Dothideomycetes; Pleosporales; Didymellaceae. The coding region runs from base 94 to 2166 and encodes 690 amino acids. The transcript has a single exon. The record is from RefSeq and is a predicted model, not a curated record.
CCGGCACUCUGUACACCUUCGCGGGCACUCUGUACACCUUCUCCGGCACCCUCUACACCUUCUCCGGCACUCUGAUACACUGCCGCCGUUGUGAUGCUGCGCCAGGCCACCCGUGUGUGCGCCUUCUGCGAGGCGCGCUCGUUGCUGGGAACAGCGCCGCGGUCUCUCCCGACCCUCCAGGCCCGUCUCUACACCCAAGUACAGCGCGGACGCAGCGACCGCUCAUCGCUGCCCCCGCGCUCCCGGCCACCACCCAGAGACCGAGACCGAGACCGAGACCGAGACCGCGACGCACCGCGAAGCCGCGACGCUGCAGCCUUCAACGCACGCUUGGGCGCACCCAGAGCGCGGGGGCGCGACGAUGCAGAGCGCUCCCGACAGCGUCCAACGCAUGGACGCGACACGCUCCAGCUGUCGGGCUCUGUCGACCGACCGGCCGGCGACAAGCCGAAGAGGAAGCCCCGCGAGCCGUACUCGUUUCUGAACAAGACGCGAGCACCGCCAAUGCUGCAGAGGGAAAGAGAGAGGGCCAGCGAGCGGGGACAGGCGGACCGCGACAAGAACCCGCGCGCGCGGGACAGCGACAAGAGGAGGACGAAGCCUGAUUCGUUCCAUGCCCUGAAGAUGCAGCGCUCGCUCCACGAGAUCCCCUACGCAUCGCGCAAGGCCGUCAAGGGCAAGCUCGAGCAGUACGACGCCUUCGACAAGUUCCCCCUCAUGGACACCGUACAGGCGGCCGUCAAGGAUGCCCUGCCAGACCUCGAGUACCGCAACCCCACACCCGCCCAGGCCGUCGCCAUCCCAGCACUCCUCGGCCUACGCAAAGAGAAGCGCACCAGGAGCGUCUCGCAGAAGGCGUCAGGCCCCGAGGCCUUUCUCCUCGCCGCCGAGACCGGCUCAGGCAAGACGCUCGCCUACCUCCUCCCCACCCUCGACGCCAUCAAGCGCGAGGAAGGCCGAGAGAAGCAAGACGAAGAAGCCGCCGCCCAGGCCGCCGCCGCAGACGCCGCCGCAGACGCCGCCGCAGACGCCGCCUCUAAGCCUUCCGCCAAGCGCAACGACAUGUUCGACGUCCCCGAGCCCAGCGUCAACAAAGCCGUCGACCCCGCCCGCCCUCGCGCAAUCAUCCUCGUCCCCUCCGCCGAGCUGGUCGCCCAGGUCGGCGCCGUCGCCAAAUCGCUCUCGCACACGGUCAAGUUCCGCGCCGCGCCCAUCAGCGCAAAGAUGAGCGCAACCGUGAUCCGCAACCGGCUCUUCAACGAGCAUGGCGUCGACGUCGUAAUCAGCACCCCGCCCCUGCUCGCCAGCAUCGCAGAAUCCAACCCCAACAUCCUCGCCCGCGUCACUCACUUGAUCUGCGACGAAGCCGACUCGCUCUUCGACCGGUCGUUCAAACCCAGCACCACGGAGAUUUUGGACCGCGCGACCCCGUCGCUGAAGAAACUGGUGCUGUGCUCCGCCACGAUUCCGAAAUACCUCGACAAGUUCCUGCUCGACAAGUUCCCCGAUAUGCACCGCCUCGUCACACCGAACCUCCACGCCAUCCCGCGACGCGUGCAGCUCGGCGUCGUCGACGUGAAUAAAGACCCAUACCGCGGGAACAAGAUGCUGGCGUGUGCGGACAGCAUAUGGCAGAUCGGCAAGUCCGCGUCGGAGUACAACGACGAAGAAGGCAACGAGAAAGUAAACACGAAGCGCAUCCUCGUCUUCGUCAACGAACGCGAAGACACCGAAGCUGUUGCAGAGUAUCUGUGCAAGAAGGGCAUCGACGCGCUCGCCUUCCAUAGGGAUACGGAUCCCGUCCGUCAAGCCAAAACCCUCGCCUCCUUCACAGACGGCUCGAUAUCGCCUUCGUUCGGACAGAAGAAGGAACUCGAGGGUGAGGAAGACGAGGGCAAGACGAAGGCCACUACCUCCCGCACCCUCGCCAACACCAAAGUGAUCGUCACCACUGACCUCGGUUCCCGCGGUAUCGACACUGUAUCCGUGCGCCACGUUAUCCUGUACGACGUCCCGCAUACCACCAUCGACUUCAUUCACCGCCUCGGACGUACUGGACGUAUGGGCCGCCGCGGCCGCGGUAUCGUCUUGCUUGGCGCGGGAGACCGCGCGGAUGUUGUGAAGGAGGUCAAGGAGGCUAUGUUCAGGGGUGAAGCCUUGAUCUAAGCUUUGGACAUGUGUGUAUAGUACGAUAUGGCUGUUGUAUGACGGAUGUGUAUGAUGGAUGGGUAUGAUGGGCAUUGCAUGGCGUUGGUGGGACUACCCGCAUGUUACGAAAAGUAGAAUAGAAUGUACAACAUCUCACCUUGUAAUUAGCUAAGCGCUCUGGUAACCGAAGUGGAGAUCGAAGAUGCUGAUC